Molecule: messenger RNA, 794 nt
Organism: Pecten maximus
Lineage: Eukaryota; Metazoa; Mollusca; Bivalvia; Pectinida; Pectinidae
Product: protein NATD1-like
Exons: 3
Coding region: 137-625 (162 amino acids)
Source: RefSeq, a predicted model, not a curated record
CGGUAACAAUCGAACCGACCUGAAUAUCUUUCGUUUGUCAGCUGAUAAGAUCCAAAUGACGAUUUUAUCUCGCUGACAACCCGAUAGGAGCUGACUGCGCUAAUACUUUAUUUGUGUUGACCAUUAUAGACAUGAAAUGUCUUACAGAAACUUAAUCAAACUCUUACCCACGUUUGGAACAGACCGAACUCUGAUUCGUUGCCAGCCAUCGUUGACGAUGAGCCAGUCUAGAGCUGGUGUAUCGAGCACUGUUGACAGUCCUCAAUCCUCAGGAACGGCGGAUCCAUCGGUCUCAGAAAAGAAGGACGACGACAUGCCUUUCAUUGUAGGACACGACAAAAAGAAAAAGUGCUUCUACAUUAAUAUAGAGCUUGAUGGAAAGAGAAGAAAGGAUACUGCUGUUUUGGAGUAUGAUUGGAUCCGGCCUGGUUUUGUAGACCUGUAUCAUACUGGGGUACCCCCAGCCUAUAGAGGACAGGGUAUAGCAAAGAUAUUGGCUAAGGCAGCACUGGAACACUUUGCAGCAGAAAAUGCCAAAAUGAAGCUUAGCUGUUCCUAUCUUCACAAAUAUGUCCAGGAAACUCGCCUACCUCGUGUGUGGGACCUUGUGUGUUGGGAUGAGUGACAGCUACAAAUUGAUGUGUUCUUCCUCAUGUAUUCAACAACAUCAAUACCCAAUCACAGAUUACCCAACAUGUCUCACCGAUACCUUAUCACAAAUUACCCACUAUACCUCACUGAGACACCCUCACACAUUAUCAAACAUGUCCGACACCCCCCCCCCCCCCCCCCCC